AUGGAGUCCAGUGAAGAUUCGAGGACGGCUAAGAAUAGGGACAGCGCCGUUCCUUCAGCCGCUGAAGCGUUCCCUACGACGUUGCCCUCAGUCCAGCCUGAAUCGUCGGCUCAAGUCUCCGCACAUGAAGUGGAAGAUGGCCACUAUCUACAACGCCAGGACGGCAUGUCUAGACCAGGAGCUUUCCGCGAAACUCAAGGGUCCGCGCUGUCGGAGGCACCAUUAGAAAAGGCGUUCAGGAGACCUGAUGAGCCCGUCGGUACCAGAGGCAACUUGGACUCUCUAGUGUCAACGGUAGAAGAGCAGCCCUCGGUGCAACCAUUGAGUGUCAAGCAUGCAAGCUCCGCUGAGAUAGCCGAUGCUGUUUCAGCUGCCGCGGCAACCACGUCUGCGGUCGACUUGGUAAUCUCGGAUCAAAGCUCCACUCAAGCGGUAGAGAUUAUACCAUCCGACAAGUACCAACGAGCCUUGCUGGAUCCGAGCGUUCCCUCAAACGCAGCAAGUCCAUCACUGUCCGGAACGAGAGCGUCCGCUCUCUUGCCUCCAGGAGGGAUCCCGCGUCAGAGUUCAGGCACGCGAUUACCCGCGAAGGAUAGCGAAGGCCUUCAUGCUUCGGCCAGAGUCACGAAGACGUCGAACCGGACGAAACCGCAUGGCGAUGUAUCCGAAUACAGCCGCUUGCAAACUGCAGCAUCGACGUCUGCUGCAUCUAGGCCUCCAGAAUCGAGAUCGCCUUCAUCGUGGUCCCCUACAUCGGUAUCACCCGACACGUCCAAUUCGUCGGUGCAGUGCGACAAUCCGACCUACGCGGACCUUACUUCGGGCCACUCAACGAAAGCCGAAGGUCGCUUGGCUCCCGAGGGCAACGUAAUUCGCCACCUCGCGCAGCCUCUGAGCAAAGCCGAGCGUAGUUCCGGCCGAUCGCUCCGCGAGCAAAAGCUGAAGUCCAGGAAGCUGAGCUCCGUCCGUGGAAUGGAAACCUCAUCUGUUACACCGGGAGAGCCUGGUGGCCGCGCUAAGACGCGGCUGAUCAAGGCCGCCCAAACAACUGGAGAUGCCCACAACAAAGAAAAGAAGGAGGUAGUCGCGACGCCGACUGGACCAUGGAAGGCUUCUCCCUCUCCACCUUUUCCCUCUCAAGAUCAGGCAUCCAAGGAGCUGCUCGGGCAGGGAACAACAGCUGCAGCUUCCAGCCAGUCCGUAGCAACGUUACCGUCUACUUCACCGGAAGGGUCACGUGAUCCUGCCCUGCUGCUUGGAGAGAAUCGCCGAGAUCACAAGAAAUGGCAGCCGGAAAUGGUUGUGAAUUAUGGACAACCUCAGAAGGAAACCCAGAGCCCGAGAUCCCAGGCCGUAAACGAGCUGCGCCCUUCGGCGAGCGUAGGAGGUGUUCAGAGUGUGAGCAGUCGCACAAGUGGUCCGGGCUCCGCAGCAUCACCAGACAAGUUGCUGUUCGACCCGCACCAGUCUCAGUUGGUGCUGAGCGUGAAACCCCUGAGCCCAAAAUCAGGGAGCACGCCCAGGCCGGCCAAGGCUAGGCGGCGGUUUCAACGAAUGAAGAAGAUGUCCUGGCCCUUCACAGAACUCAGGAAGUUCAGGCUGAAUAGCGUGAGUGCUUCGUUCCAUCACCGACAGAUCUGA
Molecule: messenger RNA, 1641 nt
Organism: Dermacentor silvarum
Lineage: Eukaryota; Metazoa; Arthropoda; Arachnida; Ixodida; Ixodidae
Product: mucin-6
Exons: 4
Coding region: 1-1641 (546 amino acids)
Source: RefSeq, a predicted model, not a curated record